GCGCGUGGCGGGCUGGCGGCAGAAGGCGGGUGGGUGAAGGUAUAUCGGUACUACAGAGUCCCUGAUAGGGGGUUUCGGGGAAGCGCUUGGACCCUGGCUUCUGGGACGCGUCAGGUCGCCGUGAAGGUGAUUGCAUGAGAUCGUGCGUGUGAACGUUUGUUGACAGCUGUUACUUGAGUCCGACAGCCCUGGGGGCCGUGCACCUGCGUAACAUGGCUAGCUCUGAACUCCUUGGGGGACACGUAUACUUUUGAGAAUCCGAUGAAAGCCAAAGGUUCCUCCCUUGUUUUCUUAGAAUUAAAAUUACCACAGACUGGGUAAUUUAUAAAGAAAAGAAGUUUAUUUGGCUCACAGUUCUGGAGACUGGGAAGUCCAAGAGCGUGGUGCAGAUAUCUGGAGAAGGGAGCGUUGGCUUUGCUUUCAUCAGGCCAAAGAUGCCUUUCUUUGGGAAUACGUUCAGUCCAAAGAAGACACCUCCUCGGAAGUCGGCAUCUCUCUCCAACCUGCAUUCUUUGGAUCGGUCAGCCCGGGAGGUGGAGCUGGGCUUGGAAUAUGGAUCCCCCACUAUGAACCUGGCAGGGCAAAGCCUGAAGUUUGAAAAUGGCCAGUGGAUAGCAGAGACAGGGGUUAGUGGCGGUGUGGACCGGAGGGAGGUUCAGCGCCUUCGCAGGCGGAACCAGCAGUUGGAGGAAGAGAACAAUCUCUUGCGGCUGAAAGUGGACAUCCUGUUAGACAUGCUUUCGGAGUCCACUGCCGAAUCCCACUUAAUGGAGAAGGAACUGGAUGAACUGAGGAUUAGCCGGAAGAGAAAAUGAAGACCCCAGAGACAUUUAUUGGGGAGUAGGAUGUAGCUAAGUGCUUUUUUUUUUUUUUUUUUUUUUUUUGCACAGACUAGUGGAUUCGGUCCUGGGAGAGAGUAUCAUAUAAUGGGACCCACAGGCACUGGCACCCUUGGGUUGGCAAUAGAAGGUGACAUGGAAUGGAGAAAACCAAGAUUCCAGAUGGGGACAGUAACUAGAAGGUGCUUCAGAUGCACUGCCUGCGGAUGCCAGUCUGAAAACCAGACCGCAUGGAGGCCUGGGGCUGCUGCUGAGCCUUUGGGUGCUCUCCACACACAAGACUGCAAACACACAUGUCCCAGAAUAGCUCUGUUGGGCCCUGUUGGGAGAAGCGGCUGGAGUUCAUUCUCUCACCCCCUUACAUUGGGGUUUGGGAUUUGGCAGCAGUUCUGCAGAGCUCUGUAUUGGGGGUCAUGGAUGAGUGGCUUUCUCGGCUCUUAAAGGCAGGCCUCUCUCUUUGCCUUUAAAGAAUCCUCCUUCCUCACACCUGGCCUCCUCUGGCUUCAGCUUCUCAGCAGCAAGCACCAGCCUUCCACAGCAACACUAUAUUUUUAUGCUACUUUCCUGUUUGCACUACUAUUUUUAUUAAAUGAUGUUAAAUAAUCUC
Mandrillus leucophaeus (drill) is the source of this 1446-nucleotide messenger RNA. It is a transcript of the gene CBY1, whose product is annotated as chibby homolog 1 (Drosophila). Gene Ontology annotation, cellular component: nucleus. Gene Ontology annotation, biological process: negative regulation of Wnt signaling pathway. The record is from RefSeq and is a predicted model, not a curated record. The coding region runs from base 435 to 815 and encodes 126 amino acids. The transcript has 7 exons. Lineage: Eukaryota; Metazoa; Chordata; Mammalia; Primates; Cercopithecidae.